Ostrinia nubilalis (European corn borer) is the source of this 1314-nucleotide messenger RNA. RefSeq names its product T-box transcription factor TBX6-like (gene Doc1). NCBI's taxonomy places the organism in Eukaryota, Metazoa, Arthropoda, Insecta, Lepidoptera, Crambidae. Gene Ontology annotation, molecular function: RNA polymerase II cis-regulatory region sequence-specific DNA binding; DNA-binding transcription factor activity, RNA polymerase II-specific. Gene Ontology annotation, cellular component: nucleus. The record is from RefSeq and is a predicted model, not a curated record. The transcript has 5 exons. Bases 208 to 1314 code for a protein of 368 amino acids. Gene Ontology annotation, biological process: positive regulation of DNA-templated transcription; heart development; cell fate specification.
GUCGUCACGUCAAACGUCUCCCUUUCUUCUUUCGUUUGUUUUUAAUUAUGACCUUUUUGUGCAAGUGCUAAUUACUUCCAUUGAUUGAAACUACGAAUUAUCUUUCUAUUGUGGGUGUAGUAACUUUGACUGACUACGCAAUAAAAUGGUAUUGUGAUUGUGUGACUGCUUGAUUUUGUGUUGUUCUCGAAACUGUUUGUUGACAAGAUGAUGAUGGACCAGGCACACUUUGGGGAGUAUUUGCUGAGGCAGCAAAUGUUGCAUGCCGCCUCGUUGAGUGGAUUGCAACACCGCGUGGGGGCGGAUGCGGAGCCACCGGCGUGCGAGGCUCGCCUGCUCAACGGCGACCUCUGGCGCCGCUUCCACGACAUCGGCACUGAAAUGAUCAUCACCAAGGGUGGGAGGCGCAUGUUCCCAUCCCUGCGCGUGUCUCUCGGAGGUCUGGACCCUCGUGAAGAGUACUGCGUGCUCCUCGAGCUUUCCCUCGUAGGGCGCCGCCGCUGGCGGUGGGCGGGAGGUGCCUGGGCGGCCGCCGGUGGCGCCGAGCCCCAGUCGCCCAGGAGACUAAUGCUGCACCCCGACUCGCCCGCCCCUGGACACCAUUGGACUGCCAACCCAGUCUCGUUCAGCAAACUGAAGCUGACGAACAAUACUAUGGAUGCGCAGGGUCAUAUGGUCCUAACAUCGAUGCACAAAUACAGGCCGCGGGUGCUGGUGGUGCGAGCUAGAGACGCGGCCGCAUUGGCGUGGGGCGCGCCGCACGCAGCCUUCUCCUUCGCGGAGACGGAGUUCAUUGCCGUCACUGCUUACCAGAACGACCGCAUCACCAAAUUAAAAAUCGACAACAACCCUUUCGCAAAAGGCUUCCGAGCAUGCGGCCAGUCCAAAUGCAAACGAAAGAACACCGACUCUAGCGGCGAUAAUGGAGAGUCAUCCAGCACAGAGUCGACUGAGGCCAAACGGCCCUGUUCCGACGCUGCCUCCUCCUGCUCCGAAGAGGGCAGUCUACGGUCGACGUCACCACGGUCUCCUCCCUUAGCAGAGUCGCCUGCACCUCUGGUAGCGCCGCCAGAAAACCUCACCCCACCUCCAGGGCCGUUCUAUCCUCCAGAGUUGUCGUACCUAGGUCCGUUGCAUAUGUCUAUGCCCCUAGGCAUGUGGCCUAGUCCGUCAAUGUCCAUGCCUGGUGGGUUCGCGUGGGGUCCCGCGCUGCCGCCGCCCCCGCCGCGCGCCCCUUCUCCCCCCGCCGCGGCCCCAGCGCCUUGCCGCCGCCUAAAAAGCUUCACAAUCAGUGCCCUCCUUGGUGAAGGCUAA